AUGGUAAGAAUCAAGAUGAAGGCUACAGGCGGACCGUUCAUGUGGAAGAAACUAGGGCUGCCGAAACCCAUCCCCUCUGACAGUGACGAUGAAACGUGGGACACAGCUCCACCGGCCACCACCAACACCGAGACACCACCGACCACAAGUACAGCAACAGGACGCACCGACUCACCGGCCGUCCAGACAUAUCGCCGGCAAAAGAAACGGCCAAGAACGCCGCCACCACCAUCCACAAUAGCCCCGAAGGCAAACCCUGCGGGCGAAAUGCUACCUGAAGCCACCACUUCCUCCGGCCACGGCCAGAAACGGCCGAGAAUACAGUCGCCACCUCCGCCACCAAGAUCAGAACCAGAACCUACCAUUGCCAUACAUCCUGCAGGACACAAAGAAAGUGGUACGCCCACUGCCUCCACCAGCGAUAUGCCCACUGAUACGCCCACGGACCUGCCUCGUGAUACGCCCACUGAUGCGCCCAGCAAUUUGCUAAGCGCUAUGCCAAGUGAUAUGCCCACUGAUGCGCCCAGCAAUGUGCCAAACGCUAUGCCUAGUGAUGUGCCCACUGAUGUGCCCACUGAUGCGCCCACAGACUUACCAAGCGACACACUCAGUGAUAUGCCCAGCAAUUUGCCCAGCGAUUUGCCCAAGCCAGUAUACCCAGAUCACAUCGUUAAAGCCCUGACAUUCAACAAAAUUUCUGAGCGCAUCAGGCUGGUUAAAGUUUCAUCUCUACCAUAUCACCCAGGGGCAGGAAGAUUCAUCUUGGAUAUUGGGUUGCCACCCAACUAUCCAGCAUCAUACAAUAUAACAGGCCCUUGA
This is a messenger RNA of Manihot esculenta (cassava), 819 nucleotides long. RefSeq names its product cell surface glycoprotein 1-like. The record is from RefSeq and is a predicted model, not a curated record. The transcript is spliced from 2 exons. Lineage: Eukaryota; Viridiplantae; Streptophyta; Magnoliopsida; Malpighiales; Euphorbiaceae. Bases 1 to 819 code for a protein of 272 amino acids.